Diceros bicornis minor is the source of this 532-nucleotide messenger RNA. RefSeq names its product histone H2A type 1-E. Bases 43 to 435 code for a protein of 130 amino acids. The transcript has a single exon. The record is from RefSeq and is a predicted model, not a curated record. Gene Ontology annotation, cellular component: nucleosome. Gene Ontology annotation, molecular function: structural constituent of chromatin; DNA binding; protein heterodimerization activity. NCBI's taxonomy places the organism in Eukaryota, Metazoa, Chordata, Mammalia, Perissodactyla, Rhinocerotidae.
UUUUCUGUUUGUUCUGUCGUUGUUUUGUUGGUUUCGUUCAUUAUGUCCGGACGUGGAAAGCAAGGAGGCAAAGCUCGCGCUAAGGCCAAGACGCGCUCCUCUCGAGCUGGUCUGCAGUUCCCCGUGGGGCGAGUGCACCGCCUGCUCCGUAAGGGCAACUAUGCCGAGCGGGUGGGGGCCGGCGCGCCGGUCUACCUGGCGGCGGUGCUGGAGUACCUGACGGCCGAGAUCCUGGAGCUGGCGGGCAAUGCGGCCCGCGACAACAAGAAGACGCGCAUCAUCCCGCGCCACCUGCAGCUGGCCAUCCGCAACGACGAGGAGCUCAACAAGCUUUUAGGGCGCGUGACCAUCGCUCAAGGCGGUGUUCUGCCAAAUAUUCAGGCAGUGUUGCUGCCCAAAAAGACUGAGAGCCAUCACAAGGCUAAGGGCAAGUGAAGCGUUUUACAGUGUUGUAGCCUCAGUUUGGGAAAUAAAAGGCUCUUUUCAGAGCCACACACUUAUUUUGGAAAGCGCUGCAAUACUUAAGCCUAGG